Neoarius graeffei (lesser salmon catfish) is the source of this 1208-nucleotide messenger RNA. Its product is annotated as GTPase IMAP family member 9-like. Gene Ontology annotation, molecular function: GTP binding. The coding region runs from base 41 to 871 and encodes 276 amino acids. NCBI's taxonomy places the organism in Eukaryota, Metazoa, Chordata, Actinopteri, Siluriformes, Ariidae. The transcript is spliced from 2 exons. The record is from RefSeq and is a predicted model, not a curated record.
AUCAGUUCAGCACAGAGAAACCCUUUAUCUCAGCAUUAACAUGAGCACAAUGGAAACUCAGAAAGUGCAGAGGGAGCAGGAGAAUACUGUUGAACUGAGGAUCGUGCUGGUGGGAAAGACUGGAGUGGGAAAGAGUGCCGUAGGAAACACUAUUCUGGGAAAAGAGGCAUUCUCAUCCGUCUUGUCGAGCUCAUCUGUGAGCUCAGACUGUGAUAAAGUCAGAGGAAAAGUAAAUGGUAGAAAUGUUGCUGUAAUAGACACGCCAGGCCUUUUUGACACAGAACUAUCAAAUGAUGAAAUUGUAAAAAGAAUCAAGACAUGCAUAUUCCUGUCUGCACCAGGCCCUCAUGUGUUUUUGGUGGUUCUCCAACUGGGAAGAAUCACAAAAGAAGAGAAAGACACAAUGGAGAUCAUCAAGGAAAUUUUUGGUAAAGGUUCUUUACCGUACAUCAUGCUGCUCUUCACACAUGGAGACAGACUGGCAAAGAGUAAGAAGACUAUUCAUGAAUUUGUUGGAGAAAGUCCUCAACUGAUGCAUUUUAUCCAGACAACUAGUGGACAAUAUCACACAUUUAACAACUUGGACAAAGAUCCAAACCAGGUUAUCGUACUCUUUGAACAUAUAGAGCAGCUGAUUACAAGAAAUGGAGGAAGUCACUACACAAAUGAAAUACUUGAGAUGGCUGAAAGAGCAAUUCAAGAGGAACAGUUAAAGAUUCAAAGAGAAACUCAAAUGGAUGCUGAGCAAGCAAGAGAGAAAGCAGAAAGAAGCAGUAAAUACAUGAAAACUGCUGCUGGAGUUGGGUUGGCUACAGCAGUUGCGGGUGUAGCCGCUGCUGCGGCAGUCCGUGGACUUUGCACAAUACAGUAAUUUAUAAUUACAGAUUACAUCGGAAAUUAAGUCAAUUGGACAAGAAUGAAUGAAUAAUGAUCUGUUUUUGAGGAUGCCAACAUCACAGAGUGAUUUACACUCUGAAUUGCUGACUUUAAUAUGUAAGGGCAUUUAGUUCGUGAAGGCUUUUAUUAUCUAUCAGUAGAGGCUAAGGUAUAACUGAGAAGUUUUUGACUUGGAGGUUAAGGUGGUUUCCUUUAUGAUUCCUAUCAUCAUUUGAAAUCUAAAAUAAUCAGGGUAAAUGACAAGAAGGGUGACCAGUAAAUUUUAUAAAAGAUUUCAAAAUUAGUUAUCUUCAUUUCCUCUAUUGCAUGAA